AUAAUUUAACCUACUAUUUAUUUAUUUGAAGAAAGAACGGCGAUCCAGAGUUUUCUUGUUAAUGCUAAAUUCCAGUUUCCAGACGAUCAGCUCCCGCGGUUCAAGCUUUCCCCCACCCUUCUGGCCCAACUUCGAAUUCAGAAUUUGAAGUUAUCAUUCCCAAAGCUUCAGCAUCAUCAUCUGAUUCAAUUCCUCCGAGUAGCAUGAUUAGAAAUUGAUCGAUGACGAAUCGAAAGUUCUGCAACUGUGCUAUCUGUGAGAAUUCAAAUCAAGCUUUCAUUUGCACUAUUUGCGUUAAUUACAGAUUGAAUGACUACAACUCAACGUUAAAAUCAUUGAAAGCUCGGCGGGAUUGGUUGUAUUCGAGGCUGAGUGACGUGCUUGUGGCAAAGGGUAAGGCAGACGAUCAAUUAAACUGGAGAGUGACUCGGAAUGAGAAACUUGCAAGGUUAAGGGAGAAACUCCAACGUAGUAGAGAGCAACUCGAGCGAGGGAAGGCUGAGAUUGAGAUGACGUCCUAUGAUCUCAAGUUGAAAUAUGCAAUGCUUGAAUCAGCCCGUUCAGUGUUGGAAAAACAGCGAGUUGAACAACUGGAAAAGUCCUAUCCUGACCUUAUUAGCACCAAGAAUCUGGGACAUAUGGCAAUUACCUCCGAACGCCUUCACAAGCAGUCUGUGGUUGUUAAACAAAUAUGCAAAUUGUUUCCACAACGGCGAGUGUUGGUUGAUGGACAGAAAAAUGAGGGAACUGGUGAGCAAUUUGAUCAAAUCUGUAAUGUGCGCUUACCAAGAAGACUGGAUCCCCACUCUGUUCCACCAAAUGAACUUGCUGCUUCUUUGGGAUACAUGGUGCAACUUCUAAAUCUUAUUGUUCAAAAUUUGGCUGCUCCUGCACUUCACAACUCAGGUUUUGCGGGUUCUUGUUCACGCAUAUGGCAAAGGGACUCGUAUUGGAAUGCUCGUCCAUCUUCUCGUAGCAAUGAGUAUCCACUUUUUAUACCACGCCAAAACUACUGUUCAACAAGUGGGGAAAAUUCAUGGUCUGAUAAAAGCUCUAGUAACUUUGGUGUUGCUUCGAUGGAAUCAGAGAAGAAACCACAUUUAGGUUCACUAGAAAGUAGUAGCUUCAAUUAUUCUUCAGCUUCUCCGCAUUCUAUUGAAACACACAAGGAUUUGCAGAAAGGGAUUGCCCUCCUCAAGAAAAGUGUAGCAUGCAUCACUGCAUACUUUUAUAACUCUCUGUCUUUAGAUGUUCCUUCUGAAGCUUCUACUUUUGAAGCAUUUGCUAAAUUAUUGGCUACUCUUUCUUCAUCCAAGGAAGUGCGUUCUGUUUAUUCCCUCAAAAUGGAUUCUUCCAGGUCCCCUAAGCACGUUCAGAAACUGAACAAAUCUGCAUGGAACGUGGAUUCUGACUUUCCAUCAAGCAUGCUGCUCGAUAGCGUGCAUACGUUAAUAAUGAAAAACAAUUGUGAGAGUAACCUUCCAAGUUCUGCUGCGAGUUACCUUUAUGCCACUGAAUUUUCCGAUGUUGGAAAGAAUGAUUGCAGCAUAGAAGGAUGGGAUCUCGUGGAGCAUCCAACUUUUCCUCCUCCACCUUCCCAAGCUGAAGAUAUUGAGCAUUGGACUCGAGCAAUGUUCAUCGAUGCCACCAGAAAGUAAUUUAAUGGGUGCCAUGGAGAUAGCGCGAGAGAAGUUCUUGGAACAACUCAAUGCAUCUCUGGUGCAUGAUCGAUCAGCUUUGGACCUGUAAAUAUGGAGACUUAAAAAGGGUACAGAUCUGAACAUAUUUAGAUUUAGACGAACUACUACUAUUAUUCCAUCAUCUUAUAUUCUGGAUAUAUUUUAGAUUUAGGAAAAUUUCUAUUGUUGUUCUAUAAUCUUAGACAAUAGCCAUAGUAUUCGGAAAAUUCUUAAAUGGGUGCACAUGGAGGCAGGAGUUGGGUUGUGGGGAUGUGAUGUCUUUCAAAUGUACAUAUAAAUUGGCUAGAACUGGUUGAAUUGAACAAAGGAACUUCAAUAUAAUAUAAAACCAUCUGCAUACAAA
Messenger RNA from Momordica charantia (bitter melon), 2043 nucleotides. RefSeq names its product DNA-directed RNA polymerase II protein. Gene Ontology annotation, biological process: SNARE complex assembly. Gene Ontology annotation, molecular function: SNARE binding. The record is from RefSeq and is a predicted model, not a curated record. Gene Ontology annotation, cellular component: endosome; lytic vacuole. NCBI's taxonomy places the organism in Eukaryota, Viridiplantae, Streptophyta, Magnoliopsida, Cucurbitales, Cucurbitaceae.